Messenger RNA from Trichomycterus rosablanca, 2191 nucleotides. It is a transcript of the gene ptpn5, whose product is annotated as protein tyrosine phosphatase non-receptor type 5. The record is from RefSeq and is a predicted model, not a curated record. Gene Ontology annotation, cellular component: cytosol; cell junction; plasma membrane. Gene Ontology annotation, molecular function: protein tyrosine phosphatase activity; protein kinase binding. Lineage: Eukaryota; Metazoa; Chordata; Actinopteri; Siluriformes; Trichomycteridae. Gene Ontology annotation, biological process: signal transduction; peptidyl-tyrosine dephosphorylation. The transcript is spliced from 13 exons. The coding region runs from base 86 to 1642 and encodes 518 amino acids.
UGCCUUUAUUAAUAAGGAUGCACGCGCCAAAGCGCUCGCGCUCAUCGUCUGCAUCCAUGUAAAAGGAAGUUGGACAGAGAGGAACAUGGCAGAGCUUUCUGAUAAACAGAACAUGCUGGCAGAACAGGAGAUUGAUAACUCACUGAAUGGUAACCCACUGCCAGUGGCUCUGUGGAGAAGAAUGUGGAGAGCGAGCAUUACAGCCGGAGCAUAUCUUCUCCUCUACACACUCUCUCAAGUUACUGGGCUGUGGGUUCUUUACAUGCUUAAUGGAUACAGAGCGUUCCCAGCUGCACAUAAAGUCUUGGACCUUCUCCAGUACUUUUUGUCUACUACCGAUUCUACUGACCAACAGAUGGAGAUUUGGAGAGUUGAAUGUGUAUGUCCACUGCUAGCAACAUUGUUUCUUGGAGUGGUGAUCCUUGGCACUGGAACAUUGUUCUGCAUUAAGACGUUGGUGCCGGGUAAUUCCGCUGGCUUCCCAGAUGACCGUCGCCAAUCCAUGAGCAGACAGCCGUCCUUUACUUACUCUGAAUGGACUGAGCCCAAGAAGGAGGAUUUUUAUGACCUGGAUGCAAUUCCAGACACACCUGUGUUUGAUUGUUUCCUGGACAUGAAGACAGACAGUGACCCUAUUACGCUCAAGGUCAAACCUACGGGCAUACAGGAAAGGAGAGGUUCCAAUGUGUCUCUUACCUUGGAUAUGUGCACUCCUGGUACCACAGAGCCAUAUAGCGCGUUGGCAUCUCCUCGAGACCAGAGCACGCAAGAGUACCUGGAAAAUGCAUCCAACCCUCUCACGCCUGAACAGCUGCACAAACGUGCUAUGGAUGAGGCUGUUCUACAAGCUGAGUUUUAUGAGACACCUAUGAACUUUGUGGACCCCAAGGAAUACAACUUUCCUGGUGUGGUGAGGAAGAAUCGGUACAAAACUAUCCUGCCAAACACACACAGUAGAGUUUAUCUUCAGACAGCGCAAGAAGAUGACUUUCUCAGCACCUACAUCAAUGCUAACUAUUUAAAAGGCUAUGGUGGGCAGGAAAAGUCGUACAUUGCAACCCAGGGUCCAACUGUAAAUACAGUUAAAGACUUUUGGAAGAUGGUCUGGCAGGAGCGCUGCUCAAUCAUUGUCAUGAUCAACAACAUUGAGGAGAAGAACGAGAAAUGCACAGAGUAUUGGCCAGAGGACAGUAUGACCUGUGAGGGCAUUGAGAUUACUCUUAAACAGUUCAUCCAAGCAGAUGACUACAGUCUGAGGAUCUUCACUGUGAAGUACGAGGACGAGGAGCGCAGUCUCAGGCACUAUUGGUACACGUCGUGGCCAGAUCAGAAAACGCCAGACAAAGCUCCGCCUCUUUUACAACUGGUUCAAGAAGUGGAGGAAGCAAGAAAACAAGCUCCGCCCAACAGUGGAUCUGUCAUUGUCCACUGCAGUGCAGGGAUUGGUCGCACUGGCUGCUUCAUUGCCACCACCAUCCUGUGUGAGCAGCUGAGGCGUCAAGGCGUGAUCGACAUCUUGCAGACCACCAGUCAGCUACGUUUGGACAGAGGGGGCAUGAUUCAAACGGCGGAGCAGUACCAGUUUGUCCAUCACGUUCUGAGCCUGUACGAAAGGCAGCUGGCACAGAGAUCGGAAGAAUAGCGUCUGCCGCAGCGAAAAUCCCAACCCGCUGCUUUUUUACAUCCACCGUCACGUGACAUCAGUCGGUCAUGCGUGUACGUUCUGCUCCGUCCGGAAUGUAUCAAACUGUAAUCAAACGUUAACUGUGGGUUCAUGAGCAAACCUACACCUACAUCUCAGGACUUCACCACCUUGAUGCCCGUCUCUAUCAGCACAAUCAAUACAGCUUCAUAAGGCAUUGUGGAGGACUGGAGCAUUGUCUCUGAAUAAUGCCAACAUUAUUUAACCCUGGUCUGUCCUAACGUUUCACUUAUUCUACAACACAGACCCCAUCUUGUCGGCUAAAAUGAAAUCACUAUAAGAUGGAGCACUUAACGGUAGUAUUUAAAAUGCAGUAUUUAUCCUCGCUAUCUGUAGCGGUAGAUAACAAUUCUGUUUUCUUAUGGCCUCCCCAAAAAAACCACUGUGAAGUGCCUUGAAACAGUAUACAGCUCCAAACACUUUUCAUUACAUAAUUAUAAAUAAUUUUAGAUUGUGUGAUUCAUGUUGUUAUAUUGUAUAAAGACUUCA